Molecule: messenger RNA, 1475 nt
Organism: Macadamia integrifolia
Lineage: Eukaryota; Viridiplantae; Streptophyta; Magnoliopsida; Proteales; Proteaceae
Product: probable 2-oxoglutarate-dependent dioxygenase SLC1
Exons: 5
Coding region: 149-1318 (389 amino acids)
Source: RefSeq, a predicted model, not a curated record
UAUAUAUAUUGUUUUUCUAUACUAUCCUUCUUCUUCUUCUUCUGUACCCCUGAUCUCCUCCCUUUCUCAUCUUUCAAGGGGGCAGCGUUGCUUUUUCUUGUCCAAACCAAAGGAAUUUUGGGUAUAUUCAGUGAUCAUCUCAGCUUCUAUGGGUAGUUUGGUAGUAGCUGCAGAGACCAAAAGAGAAGAUGAUGAUCAUCCUUCAUCAGAAAGCCGAUACCAGAAAGGAGUGAAACAUCUAUGUGAAAAUGGCAUUACAAGAGUUCCAAACAAGUAUGUAUUGGCUGUGCCAGACAGACCCAAUCUCCGGGAGCAACAGAAUGUCGCGGCUGCCAAUGACAGUAAUCAUAUUAAGUUGCCUAUCAUCGACUUUGCCCAGUUGCAAGGUCCUGAAAGAUCACAAGUUCUUGAGAACCUAUCAAAAGCUUGUGAAGAAUAUGGCUUCUUUCAGGUGACGAACCAUGGCAUUCCCAUGGAUGUUAUACGUAGUAUGAUCGAUGUGAGUAAAAGGUUCUUCGAGCUUCCAUAUGAGGAGAGGGCCAAGUACAUGACAACGGAUCUGAGUUCGCCUGUCCGUUAUGGGACGAGCUUUAACCAGACUAAAGACGGGGUGUUCUCUUGGAGAGAUUUCUUAAAGCUUGUCUGCAAUCCCCUUCCUGAUAUCCUUUCCCUUUGGCCUUCCUCUCCUCUGGAUUUGAGGCAAUCGGCGGUUACUUACUCCAAAGAAACCAAAUCCUUAUUCGCCAUGCUUAUGAAGGCCAUCCUAGAGAGCCUAGGAUUGGUGGAAGAAGCAGAAGAUGAUGAUGAUGAGAGCAAGGAAGUUUUAAAACAAUUCCAAGAUGGAAGCCAGCUAAUGAUAAUUAACUGCUUCCCACCCUGCCCUGAACCAGAACUUACUCUAGGAAUGCCUCCUCAUUCUGACUAUGGCUCCCUCACUCUUGUUCUUCAAGAUGAGGUUGAGGGUCUUCAGAUACAGUAUCAUGGCAAAUGGUUAACUGUCCAACCUCUCCCUAACUCUUUCGUCGUCAACGUCGGUGAUCAUCUUGAGAUAUUGAGCAAUGGAAGAUAUAAGAGCGUAUUACAUAGGGUUCUAGUGAACUCGAGGAGGUCUCGCAUGUCGGUAGCUUCUUUGCAUAGCUUACCCUUUGAGACUGUGGUCCGACCUGCAUCUAGACUCAUCAAUGAAUCUAAUCCAAGACGUUACAUGGAUACUGACUUUGCUGCUUUCGUUCAGUACUUGUCAUCCUGUGAAACCAAGAAGAAGAAUUUUCUUCAGUCUAGGAAGUUGACUAUGACUCCGUCUGUGGCUACAAAUUAAAAUUAAACUAUUCAGUCUACUAAGUUCAGUUAACUUUUGCUUGACUUUUGUAGCAUCGAUCUCAGUAUAGGUAAACCAGCAAUAAUUUGUUGGGAGCGUAACAGUAUUUUGUAAGGAGUGUCAAACUAUAGUUUUCCUUCCCAAGGGAAGUUAUAUC